AUGGUAAUGGUGGUAUUGUUGUUAAUGAUGAUGUUAAUAAUGAAUCUUGCUUCACUUCAAACAGGCAAGACUGGGAGUUGCUGUCUACAAAUCAAAAACACCAGAGUCAAGCUAGAGCUGCUCAAGAGCUACUACAGGCAAAGCCAACAGUCCUGCCGUAUAGCAGCAGUUGUAUUCAUCACAGAAAAAGGCAAGCGAAUCUGCACUGACCCCAAUAGUUCGUUGACAAAGUCCCGUAUGGUCUACGUGGACACAAAGGAGAAGAGCCCCCACCAUGUCAACUGCAACGACGACAACACACACACCACCCUCCACACAAAAAGACACCGCUCACAAAACCAUGUCAAACCCCAAACUUAG
Messenger RNA from Lampris incognitus (smalleye Pacific opah), 360 nucleotides. Its product is annotated as C-C motif chemokine 17-like. The transcript has 2 exons. Lineage: Eukaryota; Metazoa; Chordata; Actinopteri; Lampriformes; Lampridae. The record is from RefSeq and is a predicted model, not a curated record. Gene Ontology annotation, molecular function: chemokine activity; CCR chemokine receptor binding. Gene Ontology annotation, cellular component: extracellular region. Gene Ontology annotation, biological process: G protein-coupled receptor signaling pathway; lymphocyte chemotaxis; cellular response to type II interferon. Bases 1 to 360 code for a protein of 119 amino acids.